Amorphotheca resinae ATCC 22711 is the source of this 1807-nucleotide messenger RNA. RefSeq lists its product as hypothetical. Lineage: Eukaryota; Fungi; Ascomycota; Leotiomycetes; Helotiales; Amorphothecaceae. Gene Ontology annotation, biological process: positive regulation of transcription by RNA polymerase II. Bases 4 to 1797 code for a protein of 597 amino acids. Gene Ontology annotation, molecular function: DNA-binding transcription factor activity, RNA polymerase II-specific; zinc ion binding; transcription cis-regulatory region binding. Gene Ontology annotation, cellular component: nucleus. The record is from RefSeq and is a predicted model, not a curated record. The transcript is spliced from 3 exons.
CGAAUGGACAAUCUACAGCACGUCCCGACGGCCGAGAAAGAGCCCUUUACUAAAAGCCGAACAGGCUGUGUAGAAUGCAAGAGGAAAAAGAUCAAAUGUGAUGAGAAGAAGCCCGUCUGCUCGCGAUGUAGACGAUAUCCCCAUAUUUGCAGGUAUGAGCUGAAGCUCUCCUGGACCGACGGAAGGCCAUUCAAAAAAGCAAGGAAAGCCAGGCCGGGGAGCUUCGGUGCACCGCCUGCAACAUACACCCAUACCUUCGUAGUCAAUGGCAAUCAGGCAAUUGACACCGGAGCGCAUAGAGAGCCAGCUUUGACGAAAUCUCGGAGCCCUCCAAAUGAUGCAAUAUCCCCCAAGGCAAACAUCGAUGUAGUCGAUGUAAUAGAUACGAUUGAUACGAAUUUGAUGUUAGAGGCUGACGACGGAGCUGAGGAGCAGCUGUCUCCUUCCCCCUUUGAUCUCGUUCACCAGAUGAUGCUCAGUAGCGAUGCGGGUUACGCAGAGCAAACGCCAUUAGAAGAUACACUCGACGAUCGAGUGACAUGGAUGCAAGACGCUCUUCACGGAGCCCCUUCAACUCUGCUGCCAUCGCUGACUUAUAUACCCUGUGAUUUACUGAACUCCCCCGAGUCUCGUUUCUACCUCCAUCACUAUUAUACCCAUACCUCCUCUGUCAUCUUCCCACUCUCACCACCGUGCAAUCCACUUCGCGACACGCUUCUCUCAGCUGCACUCUCGACGCCGCAUCUCCUAUCCGCACUUCUCGCGUCCGCAUGUAGUCACUAUGCUCGCCUUCGUGGAGACACAUCGGCCCAGACCGCCAGCACAAUCUUCAAAUUCACAAAUCACGGGAUGGCCGGUCUGCGGACGGCCAUGAAUACUGAAGGGCAAACCCACACGAUGCAAACUAUAUCUACUGCGCUCGCCCUGUGCACGAGCGAUGUUAUUUCGGGUGAUCUCCAGAUGUGGAGGACGCAUUUACGAGGCAUCAAAGACCUCCUAUUCUCAGCAGUUGGCAAAGCGGGAAAACAACUUACUAUAUCAGACCCUACGCAGCUCUUUCUCGUGAAAUGGUUCGCAGCUCUUGAUGUCCCCGCAGGGGUGUCUGGUCUUGGCAAAGGUACCAUUCCAGAUGGCCGGUACUGGUCUGUCGAGACAACUCUGGAUCCCACUCGAGGCUUCGUGGACGAAUUUAUGGGAUAUUCACUAGAGCUGAUGCCAAUCUUGGCGCGGAUAGGACGGAUGGCACGAGUUGAACAGAAGCGCCGCAAAGUUGCUUCGGCAUCCAUCGACUCGGAAGACGAAGAGGUGCACUUAGAGAUGCGUGCUGAUGCGUUGAAGGAAGUCUGGGACAUUGAAAGCCAGCUCCAAGGGCUUUUCGAACGUACUGCGACCUCAGGAGGGGCACAUAACCCUGCUGUAGGUCAAGAGAUGCGGAACACGCAUCGAUUGUUCGUCUAUGCCGCCCUCCUCCAUCUUUACCGCCGAGUGCAGGACUUGCCGAGACACCACCCCAAAGUCAUCCACGCAGUAUACAUGAUUAUCGAGAAUCUGCAAAGGCUUCCAGAUAAUUCCACAACCAAUAUUUUACUUCUGUGGCCUCUAUUCUCUGCAGGCUGCGAGGCUGAAGACCCCCAUCAGCGGUGUAUCAUCGAGGAACGGAUGAAGAAGAUGGGUUUAUUUGGGAUGGGGAAUGUGGAUCGUGCACGCAGGGCAAUGGUAGAAUACUGGGAAUCAGGAGGCGACAAACGAUGGGAUGAAUUCAUAGAUGAGCGUGGUUGGGACCUCGCACUAUUCUGACGAAAUCAAG